Hippocampus comes (tiger tail seahorse) is the source of this 1659-nucleotide messenger RNA. Its product is annotated as leukocyte elastase inhibitor-like. NCBI's taxonomy places the organism in Eukaryota, Metazoa, Chordata, Actinopteri, Syngnathiformes, Syngnathidae. Gene Ontology annotation, molecular function: serine-type endopeptidase inhibitor activity. The transcript is spliced from 10 exons. The record is from RefSeq and is a predicted model, not a curated record. Gene Ontology annotation, biological process: negative regulation of endopeptidase activity. The coding region runs from base 85 to 1398 and encodes 437 amino acids.
GGCAAUUGUGUAUAAUAGCGCAAAACGAGUCAGUCACAACAAGUUUUCCUUGAUAACUCGUUGUCUUGAGGCACACUCUGCGCAAUGGCAGCAGCAAACCCUCCGAGCGAGGCCAACACAAUGUUCUUCUUGGCUUUGUUCAAAAAGCUCAGUGAGGAGAACACGGCGGGAAACAUCUUCUUCUCCCCCUUCAGCAUCUCCUCAGCCUUGGCCAUGGUGAUGCUGGGGGCCAAGGCGAACACAGCCACGCAAAUGUCGGAGGUCCUCUGCUUCACCAAGACAAAGCAACCGACGGAGGAAAAUCAAACACAGAUGAUGAUGCAGUCUCCAAUGCAAAUGCAAAUUAGGACGCGAGAGCAGAUGCGGAUACAGCUGCAACACUCCAGCAAGCUGCCAUUAUAUCUAAAAAAGGUUCUGCAACGCGACGAUGGUGAGGAUGACGUCCACGCUCACUUUCAGCAACUUUUGACUAAAUUCAACAAGACAAGCACUGGGUACACUAUCAGUCUUGCCAACAGGCUGUAUGGGGAGCAAACGUACACGUUUGAUAAGGGCUUCCUUGAGGAAACCAGAAAGUACUACCAAGCCGAACUGGAGUCUGUGGAUUUCAAGAAUAAUGCAGAAGCGGCCAGGGUCAACAUUAACAACUGGGUGGAAGAGAAAACACAAGGUAAAAUCAAAGACCUGCUCAAGAAGCUGAAAAAUGACACCAGGAUGGUGCUGGUCAACGCCAUCUAUUUCAAGGGCAAAUGGAACCAACAGUUCAAGGAGGAUUUGACUGUUGAAGCGCCGUUUCGAGUCAAUAAGAAUGAUACUAAGCAAGUCAUGAUGAUGCACCAGGACAGUAAAUUCAACUUCAACACCAUCCCAGAGUUAAACUGCCAGGUCCUAGAAAUGCCUUACGAAGGGAAGGAUUUAAGCAUGCUCAUCUUCCUGCCCAAUGAAAUAGAGGAUGACACAACAGGCUUGGAGAAGUUGGAGCGGGAACUCACCUAUGACACAAUUAUGAAGUCGACACAACCAGACAAGAUGGAGAUUGAUGUUGAGGUCCAGGUGGGCCUGCCUCGAUUCAAGAUGGAGGUCACUUACAACUUGGAGGAAAUCCUUAUCAGCAUGGGCAUGGUGGAUGCUUUCGACGGCGAUAGGAGUGACUUCUCUGGCAUGUCUCCAGCCGAUGACCUGGCAUUAUCAAAAGUCAUCCAUAAGGCUUUUGUAGAAGUAAAUGAAGAGGGAACCGAAGCUGCUGCAGCCACUGCUGUCAUUGUUGUGGAAAUCACCUCAGUACGUGAACCUAAAGUCCCCAAAGUCUUCGUUGCUGACCACCCGUUCUUCUUCUUUAUCCGACAUAACCCUUCCAAGACAAUAUUGUUUGCUGGUCAAUACACCACACCCGAGUGAGUUUGUACUGUGUAUUUCUAUAAUGAAUUCAUUUAACAGUACUUUAGCUCUUUUAUUUCAUCAUUUAAUUCACCUCGCAGGAUGAAUAAAGUAUCUCUUGAUCCAUCUGUUUGGGGAAGAAGCAACUAGGUUCCCUCCAAACUGUAACCACGAAUCCUAAUCGUGUCGUUUGUUCAUCAGUCACAUAAUAGGAAGUGUCUCUGGGAUUUUUUUUUUUUCUGGCGGUGGUAGUGAGAGAAGUUGAAUAAAUUUUCAUGUGCA